Branchiostoma floridae (Florida lancelet) is the source of this 2046-nucleotide messenger RNA. RefSeq names its product pyrethroid hydrolase Ces2a-like. The transcript is spliced from 10 exons. Bases 164 to 1918 code for a protein of 584 amino acids. The record is from RefSeq and is a predicted model, not a curated record. Lineage: Eukaryota; Metazoa; Chordata; Leptocardii; Amphioxiformes; Branchiostomatidae.
ACCUCCACAACUAAAGAAUUUAGUAUAUGACCCAGGGUGCGAUGCAAGUUGCUUUUUAAACUCUUCGGUUCAAAGGUCAUCACUGACCUUUGCAUGUAAUCAUAAUCAUGAGAAUGGACCUUGGCACCUUCUAUAAACUGAGACUCAGAGCCCGAUAUUAACGAUGAAUGUCCCUCUAUACCUCCUGUUCUCUCUGCUGCUUCUUUCAUCUCUUUGUGCCGCGGUACAGGAGCCGAUAGUCCUUACUAAGUACGGCCUACUCUCUGGCGUCACUACCGACUACAACGGAGUGUCCAUAAGGGCAUUUCUAGGGAUACCCUUCGCCAAGCCGCCGACGGGAGAACUCCGCUUCAUGCCGCCGGUCGAGCCCGAUCCGUGGGACGGUGUUCGGGAGGCGACGUCGUUCGGGCCGGCCUGUCCACAGGAGAAGAUGUUUCUUCCCGGGUUCGUGGAACCGUUUCUGAACGAAACCCGGCAGUGGAGCGAGGACUGCUUGACGUUGAACGUGUACAUGCCGGUUAGGAACCAGAACACAACGGACCCCCUAGCCGUGAUGUUGUACAUACAUGGAGGCGGAUGGCAGCUUGGAACCGGUUCCGACAACGACGGGACACAGCUGGCCGCCGAGAACAACGUCAUCGUGGUGACCUUGAACUACAGGUUGGGCGCAUUUGGCUUCCUGGGUACAGGGGACCAGCAUGCACCGGGAAACAUGGGGCUGCUGGACCAGAGACAGGCGAUCAGCUGGGUAAAGGAGAACAUCGCCAACUUUGGCGGGGAUGUCGACAGAAUCACCAUAUUUGGGCUGUCGGCCGGUGGGAUCUCGGUCAGUCUCCACCUUCUGUCCGCCAUGAACACGGGACUGUUCCGCCGGGCCAUCACACAGAGCGGCACCGCUUUCACACCCGGGACACUCGGGACUAAGGAAUCCGCUCUUGUGGACGCUAGAAAGCUAGCCCAGGCUUUAAACUGUGACCGGGUUGACACAGAAGACCUCGUCUCGUGCCUUCAGUCUAAGACAACCCAAGACGUUCUUAGGGCCUCUUCCACCGUUCAGAGCCCUUCCCACGUCGCCUUCACCCCCAUCGUAGAUGGUACAUUCCUAACUGCGUCACCGGAAGAGAUCUUCGCGGAGGGAUCUGUAGUAGGGAAAGAAACCCGGGAAUACAUCAUCGGCGUUACCAGUAUGGAGGGUGGCAUUGUUCUCUACAACGACUUGUACCAACAAAUCGUGUCUGAAGACACCUUCCGAGAUCACUUGGAGUACGCCAUGGGUACCUACAACACCAACUUAGUACAGAUAACCCACGCGGCCAAGUUCGAGUACCUCACCAACGCCACGGGGAGUUCACGUGAUUUACAAAAGGAUUUCAUGAGGCUGUACGGUGAUUGGCUGUUCGUUGCCCCGACGACGCGAAUGGCGCGAGAGUUCGCCAACGCGGGGAACCCAACCUACAUGUACCUCUUCGAUCAGUUCCCCAGUUUUUUCAACCACCAAUGGAUCGGAGGACCCUCCCACGGAGAAGAGAAUUACUUCCUGUGGCCGUCCUCGAAGUCAGACAUAAUGACUGAAGAUGAGAAACGACUGGGGCGGCAGAUGAGGAAAAUCUGGACUGACUUCGCCAAAAAUGGUAACCCGAACUCGGCGGACCUGCCCGUGUCCUGGCCGGAGUACGAUCAACACAGCCGGCAGUACCUGGUUCUGUCCUCCACCCUGGGCACGGGCUCUGUACAGGCACACAUGCACUCUAAACAGGUGUUUUUCUGGAACUACAUGGUGUCGGCGCUAGCCCGGGUGUGUUGCAAGUGUGAGGGUCCGGUGUCAUCAGUCGGUGCAGGUCUCUCCGGCUCCGUCUGGACCACUGGGACUGUAUUAGCCGUCUGGACUCUGCUUGCAUCGUUCAGAACCGUGGUAUAAAUGUCUAAGGGCUUGGUCACAAUUGCAAAUAGAUUUACCUCCGGCUAGUUGAGUAGCCCUGGCUGUAUUUCUCUCUAUACAGCCACUUUAUGGAACAGGGAUAAUCGAUAAGAUCAUAUUUAAUUUUU